GCUUUUUCAACAACUCUAAGAAGUAUACUGUUUACUUUCCUCCACACUGUAUUAACAUACUUUAAAAUGGAGUCCCAGAUAUAGAAAGAACAUACUGCUAAUGCUAAAUCCAGCUCACUUCAGCUGAACGCCAGUGGGGGGCUUCUUGCCUUGGCUUUUGUAAUGUUUAUAGACAUCUCCAUCUUUUUUUUUUUUUAAUAGUUGUAGAUGGACAGAAUGCCUUUAUUUGUUUUUUAUUUUCAUGUGGUGCUGAGGAUUGAACCCAAUGCCUCACACAUGUUAGGCAAGUGCUCUGCCACUGAACUACAGCCCCAGCCCCGGCAUCUCCAUCUUGUAAUCCUUUGAGAAAGGGCAUUAAAGCAAUAUACUGUUGAGCUAACAAAUAUAUUCAGAUGUGUUGCAAACAUGUUUUUAAAAGUUUACUAUUUUUUAUUUUAACUGACAAAUAAUAAUCAUUUAUGGGGUACAAUGUGAUAUUUCAAUACAUGUUUACAGUGUAUAAUGAUCAGAUCAGGAUGACUGGCAUAUCCAUCACCCAGGUUAUUUUGAAGGGUACUUUUAUUGUCAGCCUAUUUGCCAGUGAGGAAACUAGAACCUGAAGAAUAAAAGCCUUGCCCCAGGCCACACAGUUGACCAGUGACAAGCUGGGAUUAAAGUCCUAUGAUUGAAUGUCAGAGUCCGACCCUUUCAUUGUUAUAUUACACAAUCCCUCAUACAGUCCAGUUUCAGAAUUGUACUUUUGUUUUUAAUCCUCCCAGAAGAGGUGAACUUCUUUUCUUUCUUUAUUUUUUGUUCUUCAAGCAAGCACCUAAUUGGCUUCUACCUACUGCUGUUUUUUCCAGUAUCUUUCUAUGUUCCCUCCUACUCUCUCUCCCUUUCUACUUUCUUUCUUUUUUUUAAUACCGGGGAUUGAACCCAGAGGCCUCUACCACUGAUCCUGAGCCAAUUCCUUUUGAUUUUGAGAUAAGAUCUCAAAAAAUUGCUAAUGUUAGCCUGGAACUUGCAAUCCUUCUGCCUCAGCCCCCAAAUUGCUGGGAUUACAGACGUGCUCGUCACCAUGCCUGACUUCUAUUUUGUUUUACCUAUGUAAAAGGAAGAACACAGUAACUUUGGUUGGCCCUGUGCCUCUCAUACUCCCUUUGCUUGCUCUUUCUUAUCCUCGCCUCUUUUUUUCUCAAGUAUAAGUUUUAGUGCCAUUUCCUCACCACCUGCUCAAUCUGUGCCUCUUAGUCCUUUGUUGUCUGGCUCUUGGCCCCUUCACUUCUUCUGAACAAUAUCUUUGAGGGUCUACCUAAAAUUGCUCAGGCUGGCCUUGAAUUUGUGAUCCUCCUGCCUCAGCCUCCUGAAUCCCUGGGAUUAAAGGACCCCUGCAGUGGACCAUGAGUUGGUAAUGCACACUGAGUACCACUGGGAGCCAUGUCAGACGAAUCCGCCUCAGGGAGCGAUCCAGACCUGGACCCGGACGUGGAGCUGGAUGAUGAGGAAGAGGAGGAGGAGGAGGAGGAGGUGGCAGUGGAGGAGCAUGACAGGGAUGAUGAGGAAGACCUGCUGGAUGACCAAUCCCUGGAAGUAAUGUGUGGCACUGAACACGACCACCUGGGGGAAGAUGGACAGCGGCCGCCGCGAUGCACUUCAACUACCUCAUCUCAGUCUGAGCCUUCAGAGCAGCUUAAGCGCCCCCAAGGCAAGAUCCUAGCCUCUGAGGACCCCAAAAAGAAGAGAGCUCAGAAACCCUCUCACAUGAGAAGAAACAUACGAAAGCUACUGCGGGAGGAUCAAUUGGAGCCUGUUACCAAAGCAGCACAGCAGGAAGAGUUGGAAAGAAGGAAGCGCCUGGAGCAGCAGAGGAAAGAUUAUGCAGCCCCCAUUCCUACUGUUCCUCUAGAGUUCCUCCCUGAGGAAAUUGUCUUAAGAGCAAGUGAUGGUCCUCAACUGCCUCCUCGGGUCUUGGCCCAGGAAGUCAUUUGUUUGGACAGUAGCAGUGGCAGUGAGGAUGAAAAAAGCAGUCGAGAUGAGGUGAUUGAACUGAGCUCUGGAGAGGAGGACACUCUUCACAUUGUGGACAGCAGUGAGUCUGUCAGCGAGGAGGACGAGGAAGAGGAGAAGGGUGGCACCCAUGUGAAUGAUGCCUUAAACCAGCAUGAUGCUCUUGGGCGGGUUCUUGUCAACCUGAACCACCCUCCAGAGGAGGAAAAUGUCUUCCUCGCCCCACAGUUGGCACGGGCUGUGAAACCUCAUCAGAUUGGCGGGAUCCGGUUCCUGUAUGAUAACCUCGUGGAGUCACUGGAGAGGUUUAAGACCAGUAGUGGCUUUGGCUGUAUCCUGGCCCACAGCAUGGGUCUAGGGAAAACUCUGCAAGUGAUCUCCUUCAUUGAUGUCCUCUUCCGCCAUACGCCAGCCAAAACAGUCCUUGCCAUUGUUCCGGUUAAUACUCUUCAGAACUGGUUGGCAGAGUUCAACAUGUGGCUUCCUGCUCCUGAAUCCCUUCCAGCUGACAACAAGCCUGAAGAAGUCCAGCCUCGGUUCUUUAAAGUUCACAUCUUGAAUGAUGAGCACAAGACGAUGGCAUCUCGUGCUAAAGUGAUGGCUGAUUGGGUGUCAGAGGGUGGGGUGCUGCUGAUGGGGUACGAAAUGUACAGACUCCUCACUCUGAAGAAAUCCUUUGCCACAGGUAGACCGAAGAAAACCAAGAAACGUUCUCACCCGGUCAUCAUUGAUCUGGAUGAGGAAGAUCGACAGCAGGAGUUUCGGAGAGAGUUUGAGAAGGCUUUAUGCCGCCCUGGUCCUGAUGUGGUGAUCUGUGAUGAGGGACACCGCAUCAAAAACUGCCAGGCCAGCACCUCACAGGCUCUGAAGAACAUACGCUCUCGCCGCAGGGUGGUGCUGACUGGGUACCCCCUGCAGAACAACCUCAUCGAGUACUGGUGCAUGGUGGACUUUGUACGCCCUGAUUUCCUUGGCACUCGACAGGAGUUCAGCAACAUGUUUGAACGCCCUAUUCUGAAUGGGCAGUGUAUCGAUAGCACGCCUCAGGACGUCCGCCUCAUGCGGUACCGGAGCCAUGUCCUGCACAGCCUCCUGGAGGGCUUUGUGCAGAGGAGAGGCCACACUGUGCUGAAGAUUCAUCUCCCUGCCAAGGAAGAGAAUGUGAUCCUGGUGCGGCUAUCUAAGAUCCAGCGAGAUUUGUAUACACAGUUCAUGGACCGCUUCCGAGACUGUGGUAGCAGUGGCUGGCUGGGGCUGAACCCUCUCAAGGCUUUCUGCGUGUGCUGCAAGAUCUGGAAUCACCCUGAUGUGCUGUAUGAAGCUCUUCAGAAGGAGAACCUGGCCAAUGAGCAGGACCUAGACGUAGAAGAACUUGGCUCAGCAGGGACCAGUGCCCGCUGCCCACCACAGGGAACAAAAGGCAAGGGAGAGGAUACAACCUUGGCUUCCUCAAUGGGAGAGGCAACCAAUAGCAAGUUCCUACAGGGGGUUGGCUUCAACCCAUUCCAGGAGCGAGGCAACAACAUUGUCACAUAUGAAUGGGCCAAGGACCUUCUGACUAAUUACCAGACUGGAGUCUUGGAAAACUCUCCCAAGAUGGUACUACUAUUCCACCUGAUUGAGGAAAGUGUUAAGCUAGGGGACAAGAUCCUUGUGUUCAGCCAGAGCCUUUCCACCUUGGCUCUCAUUGAAGAGUUCCUGGGAAAACGAGAAGUGCCCUGUCUGCCUGGUGCUGAAGGGCAGGGAGCACAGAAGUGGGUUCGAAAUGUCAGCUACUUCCGGCUAGAUGGUAGCACCCCUGCCUUUGAGAGGGAGCGACUCAUUAAUCAGUUCAAUGAUCCCAGCAACCUCACCACCUGGCUGUUCCUUCUUUCCACAAGGGCCGGAUGCUUGGGUGUGAAUCUAAUUGGCGCCAAUCGAGUGGUGGUGUUUGAUGCUUCCUGGAACCCUUGCCAUGAUGCCCAAGCAGUUUGUCGGGUAUACCGUUAUGGCCAGAAAAAGCCCUGUCACAUCUAUCGUUUGGUGGCUGAUUAUACGCUUGAAAAGAAGAUCUAUGAUCGUCAGAUUUCUAAGCAGGGCAUGUCAGAUCGGGUGGUAGAUGAUCUAAAUCCAAUGCUGAACUUUACCCGGAAAGAGGUGGAAAACCUACUGCACUUUGUUGAGAAGGAGCCAGCUCCCCAAGCAUCCUUGAAUGUAAAAGGUAUCAAGGAGUCAGUUCUACAGCUUGCUUGUUUGAAGUACCCUCACCUCAUCACCAAGGAGCCUUUCGAGCAUGAGUCAUUGCUCCUCAACCGAAAGGAUCACAAACUGACCAAGGCUGAGAAAAAAGCAGCAAAGAAAAGUUAUGAGGAAGACAAACGCACGUCAGUUCCCUACACCCGCCCAUCAUAUGCACAAUAUUACCCUGCCAGUGACCAGAGCCUGACCAGCAUCCCUGCCUUCAGUCAGAGGAACUGGCAGCCAACACUGAAGGGUGAUGAAAAGCCUGUGGCCAGUGUUCGUCCUGUACAGUCCACCCCCAUCCCUAUGAUGCCACGGCAUGUCCCACUGGGAGGCACUGUAAGCUCUGCUUCCAGCACAAAUCCAUCCAUGAACUUCCCGAUUAACUACUUGCAGAGGGCGGGAGUCCUCGUGCAGAAGGUGGUCACCACAACAGAUAUUGUUAUUCCUGGACUCAACAGCUCUACAGAUGUUCAGGCUAGAAUUAAUGCUGGUGAGAGCAUCCACAUCAUCCGUGGGACAAAAGGGACGUACAUCCGCACCAGUGAUGGACGGAUCUUUGCUGUCCGGGCAACUGGCAAACCAAAGGCCCCUGAAGAUGGUCGGAUGGCUGCCUCAGGUUCCCAGGGACCUUCUUGUGAGUCCACAAGCAACGGCAGACACAGUGCCUCAUCACCCAAAGCCCCUGACCCUGAGGGGCUGGCCAGGCCCGUCUCUCCUGACAGUCCGGAGAUCAUCAGUGAGCUCCAGCAGUAUGCAGAUGUGGCUGCUGCUCGAGAAUCCCGUCAGAGCUCCCCAAGCACCAAUGCCUCCCUGCCUGGCCCCCCGGCCCAACUCGUGGACAGCAGUGCUGUUCCUGGGACAGCUCUUGGAACUGAGUCACGGCUUGGGAGUCAUUGCCUCAAUAGUUCCCUUUUGGUGACUGGCCAGCCUUGUGGUGGCAGGCACCCAGUGCUAGACUUAAGGGGCCACAAGCGAAAGUUGGCCACUCCACCUGCCGCCCAGGAGUCAGCCCGCCGGCGGUCCAGGAAGGGCCAUCUGCCAGCCCCCGUGCAGCCGUAUGAACACGGGUAUCCAGUCUCCGGCGGGUUUGCCAUGCCACCCGUCUCCUUAAAUCAUAACCUCACCGCCCCCUUCACCUCCCAGGCUGGGGACAACUCCCUGUUUAUGGGCAGUACCCCCUCCUACUACCAGCUGUCCAAUUUGCUGGCAGAUGCCCGCCUGGUAUUUCCAGUGACUACUGACCCUCUGGUGCCAGCAGGCCCCGUCAGUUCCUCUUCCACGGCUACCUCAGUCACUGCCAGCAACCCCUCCUUCAUGCUCAACCCUUCUGUGCCAGGGAUACUACCCAGCUAUUCACUCCCAUUUUCACAGCCACUCCUGUCCGAGCCGAGGAUGUUUGCGCCUUUUCCCUCCCCUGUCUUACCCAGUAACCUUUCACGGGGCAUGUCUGUCUACCCUGGCUACAUGUCCCCACAUGCAGGCUACCCAGCUGGUGGCCUCCUCCGGUCCCAGGUGCCUCCAUUUGACUCACAUGAGAUUGCUGAGGUGGGGUUCAGUUCCAAUGAUGAUGAGGAUAAGGACGAUGAUGUAAUAGAGGUCACUGGGAAAUAGCUGGGGAGGCUUUCCCCACCUCACUUGGGGUCCCCAGCAGGUUGCUCACAAAGCUGAAAGGCAGUGAUCUGGGCUUUUUGAGAAUAGGGUUCUUGGCAGGAGGGUAAAGGAUGAAGACAAAGAAGAGUGGUUAGCUAUAGGGGCAGGGCUCUGUUGCUAUUUUUAAAAAGAGGAAAAACAAAUACAAAAAACAAAAACCCCAACGGAGCAGCAAUAGUGGGAAAUCAGGGACCCAAAACAGGGACGGUAGGGCAGGGCAGCCUGUCUCCCUUCCUUCCUGCCUUGCUUAUGCUGUCUGCUUGCUUGCUUGCCCAUCUGAGUGUAGAUGUUCACAUCCCAUUUCUGUCUUUGGGAACAGUCUCUCCCAAGAGAGCUGCCUUACCGGGUGACUUAGCUUGGC
Molecule: messenger RNA, 6220 nt
Organism: Marmota monax (woodchuck)
Lineage: Eukaryota; Metazoa; Chordata; Mammalia; Rodentia; Sciuridae
Gene: Rad54l2
Product: RAD54 like 2
Exons: 23
Coding region: 1417-5820 (1467 amino acids)
Cellular component (GO): nucleus
Molecular function (GO): ATP binding; ATP hydrolysis activity; ATP-dependent chromatin remodeler activity
Source: RefSeq, a predicted model, not a curated record